This is a messenger RNA of Lates calcarifer (barramundi perch), 2341 nucleotides long. It is a transcript of the gene pdcd10a, whose product is annotated as programmed cell death 10a. The transcript is spliced from 8 exons. Gene Ontology annotation, cellular component: Golgi apparatus; FAR/SIP/STRIPAK complex. Bases 242 to 874 code for a protein of 210 amino acids. Gene Ontology annotation, molecular function: protein kinase binding. Gene Ontology annotation, biological process: positive regulation of MAP kinase activity; regulation of Golgi organization. The record is from RefSeq and is a predicted model, not a curated record. NCBI's taxonomy places the organism in Eukaryota, Metazoa, Chordata, Actinopteri, Centropomidae.
CACCGUUUAGCGACGUAGCUCUUGUUAGCUAAGGACGGACUUCAUCACCUGCUCUAAGCUGCUAAUCUCAUGCUAGCACGCUACCUGUAGUUAUUGUUCACGUAUCCAACCGCUUUCCUCGCGUCACCGGCCGCUGUCUAACCGCAGGCCCCCAUUCUGUCAGUCUCCUUGAGUGAUUGAAUGCGGUGAGACUGACAUCAGUGGACAAGCACACACACAAAGGGCCGCUAAUUGGUCAAGGAUGACCAUGGACCACACAAAGAAUGAAGCCGACACCACCUCCAUAGUCUCCAUGGCUCUCUACUCUGUGAUGUAUCCUGUCUUUAACCAGCUGGAGCAAGUCAACUUAUCAGCAGCACAGACCUUGAGAGCUGCUUUCAUAAAGGCAGAGAAGGAGAACCCAGGUUUGACCCAGGACAUUGUUAUCAAGAUACUGGAGAAGAAGAACUUAAAAAUCAACUAUAGUGAGGCUCUGCUUCGCAUGGCUGCAGAUGAUGUGGAAGAGUUCACGAUUGACAGGCGAGAGCCAGAGUUCCAGGAGCUGAACGAGAGGGCCCGAGCUCUGAAACACAUCCUCAGCACCAUACCAGAUGAGAUCAGUGACAGAGUAGGCUUCCUACAGACCAUCAAAGACAUUGCCAGUGCCAUAAAGGAGCUGCUAGACACAGUUAAUACUGUCUUCAGGAAAUACCAGUAUCAGAACAGACGGGCACUGGAACAGCAGAAGAAAGAGUUUGUGAAAUACUCCAAGAGCUUCAGCGACACACUCAAAACCUACUUCAAAGAUGGAAAAGUGAUAAACGUGUUUGUCAGCGCCAACCGGCUCACCCACCAAACCAACAUGAUACUGCAGGCCUUCAAGACCGUGGUGUGAGCAGCCUGAGAAGACACACACACCAACAGACAUUUUCAUUAGAAAAAAGGUGGUAUGAAGCUGUUUAAUUUGUAAAGACAUUGUAUUAUUAUGGGCUGUAUAAUUUAUAAUUCUCUGGCUUUGACGAGAGAUCAGGUAGUUUGAGGUUCAAAGCAAAUCAGGUUGACAGUAAUUGCCAGGGAUUUUUAACUGUCUUUUAUGUUGUUCUUUUAUCAGAUUCUUAAGUUGAUAUUUCUUCAUUCCUUUAUAUAUUUCCCUCUCUGUUCAGUACCAUGUAGGGGAAAUGUGAUCAUUUUCCAUGUCCUUAAAAGUUUGAAAAAUAUUGCAAAAGAUUGCAAAAGUUACGAUAAAAAGAAGUGGCAUUCAGUUUCCAAACACAUUCCCACAUUUUUGGGCUUUCACUUACUUUCAACUUAAAUCUGAUAUGUUCAGAUCAAGGUAUGGAGAAAUUGAAAUGGAGACUGUGUUCACUGUCAGCUCUCUUUGUCCUGUACUGUUCUGGUCUGCACUGCUUCACCCAGUGCAUCAUAAACAACACAACCCAUCCAGGUGAGCAGUAACUCACCAGCUGUGCGGUCUGUCUUUUCACUGUAGUUGCAGAAAUAUAUAUAGAGUCUUCACAUUUACUGCCCACUAACAAUAGAUAGUCCACUAUAUAAAAGAACACAUUGCUCUUAGGUAGGUGACUGCACAUGUAAAAUCUUGAGAGAAUGAUCUGAUCCAAGAAUUAUUUGGGAUGAGAUUAUAUACUGGGGUUGUGUGUGUCAGUUUUUUGAACAUUAGAGGUUGCAAAAAGUGUUUGUAUAUAAGAUUUUUUUCUAAAUUAUCUUAUGGUCAUUCAGAAGGUGUAUGUACUUAUACCAAAAGCAAAUCCACAGUGAAACACUUGGUCUUUUAUUUUUUGCUGUAUAUUUGUUUUCUUUUUUUUGGCCCUGAGUGAAAGUGAUAUACUGUAGAUAAACAUACAGUAGAUACACAGUAUCACACAAAGCUACACAAGACUAAAACUAAUAUCUAAAACUCCAAAACUGAGAUGAUUGCAGAGUCCUUCAAAACUAUAUUUUGGGGUGAUUAGGGAGAAGAGGUUACAGCACAAGAAGUUACAGAACUUCACCAAAACUCCAUUGAACAUCUCAGACUGCGUAAAUGUAAUAAAAGGUGAAUAUUUAUUUUGGCUCUCAGACCAACAGACACAAACAUAGAUGAAUACAAUCACAAACUGGCAUUUAACAACUUGUUUGAAUUUUCAUCCCCGGAAUUUGAAGUAGCGUGUGUGUGUGUGUGUGUGUGUGUGUGUGUGUGUGUAUAUAUUAUUACAGAAAUAUAUUUGACUAAUGUGAAUGUAUCAUUUCUUUUUCUGUUUUCACUCUUUGUGAUACUUUAAUUGCAAAGGCCAUAACAACAUUCCUUCAGCCAAAUAUUAUUGAGACCUGAAAUUCAAAACAACUAUUAAACAAGAUUAAUGAA